AUGGAUAGGUCAACAUACAAUGAUGCUGCAUUUAUAGAUGUUGUUCCUCACGAUUUUCGCAAAUCUUCAACUUAUUCCGAUAAAAUUCCAAUCAAUGAAUUGGAAAGCAUAUAUUGGCAGACUCUCGGAUGGGUUCACACUCCAAACUUCAAACGAGUCAGUUUGCUUCUUGACUCAACGGUGUCCAUCCCAAGACCAGCUUUGCUGUCUGAAGAACGCUUGUAUGAAAAGCACAGCUCUGAUCCUAAAUUACAGGUAGAGAAGAAAGUUCCAUACGGAUCAUUUACAAAAGCAGUAGCUGUAGAUAUCGCAAAGCGGCAAUUCAGAAAGCAAAACUUCGAAAAGCUUUUGCUCGAAAUGGGGCUAAGCUCAGAAGUUAUUCGCCCAACAACAGUAUGUUGCAGCGACAGAAUUAUUGUUGUUAAGACCGAUGUUGUAGAAGGUAUACCUCCGGAGCCAUUUCUUAACUUAGAAGAUUUUGCUGACGAAUUUAGCUAUGAAACACGGUCACCAGCUGAAUGGUUGCUGCUUGGGAAAUCUGAUACUGGCCAGAAACCGAUACCAGGUGCUGCUUUACUUCCAACAGAUGAUGACGACAUUUUAGCUCUGUCUUAUUUGAAGUGGCAAAAAGUUGCAGUUUUCGAUUACAAUUUUGAAAGAAAACUGUAUAAGGUGAAAAAAGAGCAUGAUUUGAGAAUCAAAGCCAGUUCAGAUGAAGAUUCCCUUUUUGACUAUUGGAUCCCUAGGAUUUAUUUAAAAUUUGAUGGGGAAGAUCCUCUAAGAUUCGUUGAAAGUUUAUUUUCUGCUGUGCGUACGCGUCAUCUAGUUGAGGAAAGUAUUAGAUUGAGCUACUAUGUUGACUGCAUGCCGCUUCAAGGAGCUCCUAGAUGGACCGAUGAAGACUUGAAUGAAAUCGUAGGAAUUGUUAGACAAAAUAAGAUACUGGGUGCAAAACUUCAAUGGAUAAAAGAUGAACUAAAAAUAAACAUGGAGGAACUGCAAGUUGAAUAUCAAAGAGCGUACAAUUAUUUGACUUAUGCCGAAAUUACAGGGCAAAAACCUUGUCUGAUGAGCGAUCUAAAAUGCAAUAUGAUAACUCCUGUAGGUCAAAAGCAAAAUCAAUGUCGAUUUUUGGAACAAUCUUACUCAUUUGGGGAAAGACUUGAAAUAUUUCGAACAAAAACUCUGUAUACCCAGACAGAAGUCAUUCGAGCGAAGUGUAUUGUCGAGACACACAUGCUGGCUCUCAGCAGCAUGUCAAUUUACAGUUUACCGCUAGGAGACGUCAUACCUUUAGAUAAUUUUGAGCAACUUCAAACAAAAGCAUUGAAAAGCAUCGAGGUAUACAUCAACGAGAAAUGGCUAUUAGAAAUAGCAAAAGGCAUCACUUCGAGUCUACAGAACUGUAACAAAGGUUCUUAUGAUUUAAAUCAGAAAAUGCGACACACUUUUCAGUUUAGUAAGCUGGGAAGAUUUUUGAGAAUGUGCAUGUUUAAAAUGCAAGACGUAAUUCGGUUCUUGAUUACAGACUCAUUAUGCUCUUACGCAGCCAUAUUUGAAGAAGCUUGCUAUCGUUUAAAAGACGUAACGGAGGGUUAUGAAUGGCGGGACAGCUUUACAACAAAUAAAUUUAGUCCUUUGAAAUUGCCUAUAUUUUUCACACCAUUAGAAAUCAAAGGAGAGCAUUUGGUAUUCAGCAGAGAUCUGCAGAGCUAUUUGGAUGUUGCAAUGGCAUUGUUUGAUAAAGGAUUGAGAAUUACUCAGGACCUACCACGACUGGAGAAAUUUAUCAUGAAGAAAAUGUUAUACAAUCCUGAUGACAAACUUGAAACUGUGAAUGAAAAAGAAAUUCAAGUUGUACGCUGGCGAGGAAUGAUUGAAAAUGGCAUGAAAAAAGCAAUUAUUGCUGCCAAUGCAUACGCUCAUUCAUAUGACAAAGCUCUGAAACUGUUCAAAACUGACCAGAUCAACUAUGUGAAGAAUUUCGUGCGUACUAAGGCAUCUUGUGAACAUCUGAAGAGUGUCAUUGAAAUGCAUCACUCUGAAAAAGAGAAACUCGCCGAGAGAAUCCCAGCCUUUGUGGACAUAGGCCCUUUUCGUCUUGGAACUAUGGCGGUCCGCAUUGCAGCAGUCAAGAAACACGAAAUAUUGGCUGAUGCUGUACUUGGUCACUUCAACGAGAAACUAAGAAAUCAGAUGGACUCCAUACACGAUAAUUUCCUGGUAUUAUUGGACAGAAUUGAACAACCGACCGGCAACAUUGAAGAUCUGAUAGAAAAGAAGAAAUGGUGCCGUACUGUCCCACAAAAAACCGAAAAGUUGAGUUCAGAAAUUAAUCGUUUGCGUGCUGAUUGCAAGGUGUUCGCUACGUUUCAUCUUAAUAUGGAAAAUGAGGAUUUCGCCAUGUUCUGGAAAGUGCAGGCAUUACCACAGAAGGCGAUGAAAGCAUUAAAUAACCGGCUGGGUUCUUUUGAUAGCGAACGAAAUGAACAUAAGGAGCACUUAGCAGUUGAUCAGAAAAAAUUCAAAGACAACUUAAAACAAUUGCACGGAUCCAUUCAACUUAUCAGUAAGAAGAAAUUCAUUAAAGACGCUUCUCAGAUAGCCAUUAAUGUACGGAAGGCUCGUAAAGAACUCAAUGAUUGCAAAGAACGAGCGGAGCUCUACAACAAAAGAGAGCGGUUAUUCGGUUUCGACCCAACAGAUUAUUCUGAGGUUGAAGAUUUGUCGAAAACUUUAAGGCCGUACGAACAAUUCUGGUUGAGUACAGCAGAAUUUCAGAAGUACCGAGAGAUGGACAAAACAGACAAGAUCGAGACAUCUCAGCUGAGAGAAGCGAUUAAAGAAUUCCGAGGGAAUUUGAGGAGUUGCGAAGAUUACUUCAAGGAAAAGAAUUCGACUUUGUUCGCAGCAGUGCAAACCGUUUUGGCAGAAAUUAAUGAUUUUGUAAGAUCUAGAAAGUAG
This is a messenger RNA of Uloborus diversus, 2964 nucleotides long. RefSeq names its product dynein axonemal heavy chain 1-like (gene sac). The record is from RefSeq and is a predicted model, not a curated record. Gene Ontology annotation, molecular function: dynein light intermediate chain binding; minus-end-directed microtubule motor activity; dynein intermediate chain binding. Gene Ontology annotation, biological process: microtubule-based movement. The coding region runs from base 1 to 2964 and encodes 987 amino acids. The transcript has 4 exons. Lineage: Eukaryota; Metazoa; Arthropoda; Arachnida; Araneae; Uloboridae. Gene Ontology annotation, cellular component: dynein complex.